GCUUCAAUGCCGUUCAUCAUCUAAGCUCAAAAAGUUUGGGAGAAAUAUUCGUUGAAUUGUAUCAUUCACGUUUCUGAAAAAUGGUAAUUCGGAGGCCUAUACGUAAUGCGUAGUGACAAGUUUUACUGAUAGAAUGCCCAAGUGAUAUGAAUGAGGUUUAGGAAGCAGGCAGACGGGUAGUUGAGUAUAUUUGUUUGUUUUCCAAUGGGAGAGGUCUUUGAUGGAGGAGAGCAUGAAACGCCCACCAAUCACAAUUCAGAGUCACGCUCAGGCCUUAAUAAGGUUUCAAUAAUACCUCUCGUCUUCCUCAUCUACUAUGAGGUCUCAGGAGGUCCCUUUGGUGUUGAGGAUUCUGUGAAAGCAGGAGGGCCUCUAUUAGCCCUAUUGGGUUUUCUUUUAUUUCCAAUCAUAUGGAGCAUCCCGGAGGCCCUUGUGACUGCAGAAAUGGGCACCCUUUUUCCGGAGAAUGGUGGGUAUGUUGUCUGGGUGUCUUGUGCAUUUGGUUCCUUCUGGGGAUUCCAACAGGGAUGGAUGAAGUGGCUGAGCGGAGUCAUAGACAAUGCAUUAUACCCAGUUUUGUUCUUGGACUAUCUCCAAUCUGCCAUCCCUGCUUUGGAAGGGGGUCUGCCCAGGGUCAUGGCUGUCUUGGCCUUGACAAUUUGUCUCACCUAUGUGAAUUAUCGGGGACUGACCGUUGUGGGUUGGACUGCAGUUGCUUUGGGCGUGUUUACCCUAUUGCCUUUCUGUGUCAUGGGACUGAUAUCGAUCCCAAGGCUGGAUCCUGCAAGGUGGGUGGUUGUGGAUAUGGGAAACGUGGAUUGGAAUCUGUAUUUGAACACAUUGUUUUGGAACCUCAAUUACUGGGACUCCAUCAGUACUCUUGCGGGAGAGGUGGAGAAUCCUGGCAGGACACUUCCCAAGGCCCUUUCUUGGGCGGUGGUAUUGGUGGUGCUGAGCUACUUUGUGCCACUCCUGUGUGGCAUAGGGGCAGUCGAGCUUAACAGGAGCCAAUGGGAGGAUGGCUACUUUGCAGUCAUUGCCAAGAUGUUAGGUGGAGUUUGGCUGAGGUGGUGGAUGGAGGCAGCAGCCGCAGCGUCAAAUAUGGGGAUGUUUGAGGCAGAGAUGAGUAGUGAUUCAUUCCAGCUUCUUGGGAUGGCAGAGAGAGGAAUGUUGCCAGAGGUCUUCGGCAUUAGGUCCAGGCAUGGCACCCCUCUGUUGGGCAUUCUGUGUUCGGCCUCUGGUGUGCUUUUGCUCUCAUCUAUGAGUUUUCAGGAAAUUAUAGCUGCAGAGAAUUAUCUUUAUUGUUUUGGCAUGAUUUUGGAGUUUGCAGCUUUUAUAUGGUUGAGGAUCAAGAAACCAACAAUGCCUAGGCCUUACAAGAUUCCUCUUGGGACUGUGGGGAUUGUCUUGAUGUGUAUUCCACCUUCGGCUCUCUUGUGUACAGUGUUGUUGGUUGCCUCUUUGAAAGUCAUGGUUGUGAGCAUCACUGCAAUUAUCAUUGGGUUUCUUCUCUAUCCGGGUAUCGAGUCCCUGAAAAAAAGGGGUUGGAUGAGGUUUAGCACCACCCGAGCUCUUUCUGCUAAUGGGGAUCCAUUCCCUCAGGAAGAGGCUAGGCUUCUGUCAUAACAUGACUAGUGUAUGUAUGCUUGCAAUAAUGCCCUUCUCGUUGUAAAUCUAUCUUGCUACUAAUAUAGAAACAAAAGUUUCCAUUUUGUUAA
Cryptomeria japonica (Japanese cedar) is the source of this 1718-nucleotide messenger RNA. Its product is annotated as probable polyamine transporter At1g31830. NCBI's taxonomy places the organism in Eukaryota, Viridiplantae, Streptophyta, Pinopsida, Cupressales, Cupressaceae. The coding region runs from base 205 to 1626 and encodes 473 amino acids. The record is from RefSeq and is a predicted model, not a curated record. Gene Ontology annotation, cellular component: membrane. Gene Ontology annotation, biological process: transmembrane transport. Gene Ontology annotation, molecular function: transmembrane transporter activity. The transcript has a single exon.